UUUGACUGCAAGCAAGCGUAAUGGGUAUAUUCAGGAGUUGCUUCACCUUCAUUGCAGGGACGGUCUUUGGGAUUUACGUGGCUCAGAGCUAUCAAGUUCCUGAUGUCAAGAAGGAAGCUGACACUGCCUUGUUACAAGCAAAACAGGUUGAGGAAAAAUAUCGAAAGUCUAAGGAAGAAGGGCGAUGAUCAAUGAUGGUUAUUAUGAUUACAACUUCUAUAAAUUCUCACACUGAAAUCAGGUUCUUGUUUUUGUACUUUUGCUUUUCUGGGUGCAUCCUAUAGGUAUAGGAUCAGAUACCUCUAUUGGAAAUUAAACAAUAAUUAGUGGAAAAUCUUUACACAAGUGUAACGUGAGUAAUACUCUGAUACUUAAAUCUUCGAUAAUGUUAGCACCAAGCCAGAAAUUUGUUUAGUGGUGUUAUGCCGGAAAAGACAUUCUUUUUUAUAUCAUCCUUUAACUGUUGCUCUUGGUGAUGAUAUCUGAUUCUUUCAAAAUGUUGUAUUGUUUGUUUAACGAAAUAUAUAUGUAAUGUGGUGUGGAGAAGUUGCUUGUUGUCCUUCAUAUUGAGGAGAAACCAGUGAGAGGUUUUUUAUCAUA
Cajanus cajan (pigeon pea) is the source of this 600-nucleotide messenger RNA. RefSeq lists its product as uncharacterized. Gene Ontology annotation, cellular component: Golgi apparatus; membrane. Gene Ontology annotation, biological process: cell wall biogenesis; xyloglucan biosynthetic process. The record is from RefSeq and is a predicted model, not a curated record. Gene Ontology annotation, molecular function: galactoside 2-alpha-L-fucosyltransferase activity. Lineage: Eukaryota; Viridiplantae; Streptophyta; Magnoliopsida; Fabales; Fabaceae.